CGCACUUCCCACUGCUUUCCUCUCUGCUGUGAUCUUGUCCCUUGCUCGUCUCUUCCAAGUUGAGGUCCCCUGCGUAUUCCGAAUGCGUCACAGGACCGUGGGCCGCCGCAUAGUGAGCUGGCGAUUGCGCAAGGAUUCGCCACCAGCUCCUUGACAUCGAUCCCAUUGUCCCCUGAUUUGACCUCGCCCCCAUUCUACUUCCCGCUUCCGUUCCUCACCCACUUUCUUCCACUCCCAUUACCGCUACCAUCAUGCCCUGGUACUCCGCCUUUCCCGACCCCAAACACACCGAGCUCCAGGGUAUCUCGCCCGACGACCUUGCUGCUGUGCUGCGCGAUCCGGCUACACAGGUUGCGAAGGAUGUGCUAGUGGUGGACGUCCGAAGGACCGAUUUCGAGGGCGUAGCUAUCAAGGGCGCUAUCAACCUCCCCGCGCACUCCUUCUACGAGACUGUCGACACCGCGGUUGAGCUGCUCAAGACCGUCAAGAAGGUCGUCUUCCACUGCCAGGCCUGCCUCCCCGGCGGACGCGCCUACCGCGCCGCCGGCUGGUACGCCGACGCGCUGGAGAAGAGGGGCCUUUCGACUGACGGCGUGUACUACUUGGAGGGCGGGAUCAAGGCGUGGAAGGAGAAGUAUGGGGAGGAUGAGGAGUUAAGCGUGAAGCUAAAGGUGUUGGAGGAGUAAAGGGAGGGAUUGAAGGAGAGGGGAAGACGAUUUAGGAAGGAAGCAGACGGAUGAACUACAGUUGAAUUUCCUUUAUGGAAUCACCCCCUAUGGAAUAUCCCCGCUACGGAAUAGGGUUGGGCGAUUCCCCAGCUCGGGAGGCGGGCAUAUUCCAAUAACCCUGCUAUCUCAUACGGAAUAGGGUUGCGAGACUGUCCACCAGCCAAAAUAUUCCAUACCGGUCAUGUGAGUUAGUAGGAUGCCACCUAUUUAUGCACUGUGAGUGCCUU
Messenger RNA from Schizophyllum commune H4-8, 955 nucleotides. Its product is annotated as Rhodanese-like protein. The transcript has 3 exons. The record is from RefSeq and is a predicted model, not a curated record. Gene Ontology annotation, molecular function: protein tyrosine phosphatase activity. Bases 252 to 686 code for a protein of 144 amino acids. Lineage: Eukaryota; Fungi; Basidiomycota; Agaricomycetes; Agaricales; Schizophyllaceae. Gene Ontology annotation, cellular component: cytoplasm; nucleus.